This is a messenger RNA of Chanos chanos (milkfish), 726 nucleotides long. RefSeq names its product CD276 antigen-like. The coding region runs from base 1 to 726 and encodes 241 amino acids. Gene Ontology annotation, biological process: negative regulation of T cell proliferation; T cell costimulation; cell surface receptor signaling pathway. Gene Ontology annotation, cellular component: external side of plasma membrane. The record is from RefSeq and is a predicted model, not a curated record. The transcript has 4 exons. NCBI's taxonomy places the organism in Eukaryota, Metazoa, Chordata, Actinopteri, Gonorynchiformes, Chanidae.
AUGUCGCUGAGCCUGCACAUGAUAGCUGCCGCUACAAAGGUGACUCAGGCACCAUGUACACAUUUUCAGGAAGCUGAAUUCGAGAUCACGGUACCUAACGCCCCCCAGAUUGCUUUGCAUGGACAAUCAAUUAUACUGUCCUGCAGUUUCUCUGUUGGGAACUCCUGGCAGCUGUCAAGUAGUGUGAUGACAUGGCAACGUGGCCUGGAGGUCAUUCACAGUUUCUACCACAGUCAAGACCAACUGGACCGCCAGAGUCCUCACUUUGCCAACCGGACCAGCCUGUUCAUCUCAGAGAUAAGCAAGGGAAAUGCAUCCCUUAAACUGGAUCACAUCACCCCAGAGGAUGCAGGGAUUUAUACUUGUUCUGUCAGCACCCAGAUGGGCAGUCAGAAGAAAAGUUUUCCUCUGAAGAUAGCAGCGUACUACCCAGAGCCUCGUCUGCGUUUCUCCAUAUCUGCUCAUGGAUUGGAUGUGUUCAUGAGCUCAGAGGGCGGUUACCCAUCUCCCACUCUCCUGUGGGUCACUGAGAGUGCAGAGGACAUCGCAAACCACACAGAAACACACCUGACACAGGACUCAAACACAAAACUCUACAACGUCAACAGUACACUGACUCUAACAGGGAUCACCAAUGUCUCCGUCACCCUCAUACUUAGGAAUACGGAGCUGCACCAGGAGAUCAGGAGGGAGCUUGACAUGAACCUCAUCUCAGUUAAAAAGUAG